This is a messenger RNA of Morchella importuna, 270 nucleotides long. RefSeq lists its product as uncharacterized. The transcript has 4 exons. Lineage: Eukaryota; Fungi; Ascomycota; Pezizomycetes; Pezizales; Morchellaceae. Bases 1 to 270 code for a protein of 89 amino acids. The record is from RefSeq and is a predicted model, not a curated record.
AUGACAUUUUAUGAUAUUCACCACAUAUGUGAGGAACACGAUGCAAGAAUACUGGCAGACAGAUACCCAAACCGCGAGUCAUCAGUCAAAGAUGUUUUGCACCUCUACUUUCUCAACACCGGCUGGGCACGUUUCGGAAGCGAUCUCCUGUUUGGCAAGACGGGCAUUUGCCUCUUCGAUCCUCCGGGGGUCUCGCAAUCCCAAAAUUCUCUUUUCGGCUGUUUCAAGGUCUCCCGUCGCGACUUUGAUGCUUCGAAGGAUAGAUUCUAA